This is a messenger RNA of Lineus longissimus, 2158 nucleotides long. RefSeq lists its product as uncharacterized. The transcript has a single exon. The record is from RefSeq and is a predicted model, not a curated record. Lineage: Eukaryota; Metazoa; Nemertea; Pilidiophora; Heteronemertea; Lineidae. Bases 374 to 1939 code for a protein of 521 amino acids. Gene Ontology annotation, cellular component: cytoplasm; nucleoplasm.
UGGGAAAUUUCGAUUUGCUGGCUUUAUAAUGAGACAGCCGAGAGUCUCAUUGUCUCAUACGACGACCAGAGGGCUGGAGAGGUUCUUUCCGUCGAAAGCAAAGCGGGUUUGAAGUAAAGUGGAAUUGAACUGGACAAUAACUUAACUUUGAGGGAGCCAGGAUCGGGAGCACUUGUAGCUCAGUCAACGAGAAGUGGACCUUUGAGGGACCAAGGAAUACGUUCUAUCUGUAUUCUCAAGGGAUAAAAAGAUCGAGGUGUGAGUCUCAAGGGAGGAGAGUAAGAGACCCUAUUCGUCUGUUCAUCCGGUGCCAAUUCAACCGCGGAUAACGCAAAAAUCUUCUCACAGGCUUACGCCCUUCAACAGAUACGUUAUGGAAGGCGAGACCGAAAUAUCUUGUAACGAUCCGGGUCCUUGGCUUAGGUGUUUUCCGCCCCGCUUCGAAGUCAUUGAUGACAUCGGCUGGCCCUGCCUGCCCAACCCAGGCGCAUCUUUAAUAUCGAACUUGGUCUCCAAGCCAAACGGUGCUAAACCUAAAUCUGUCGUUGAUGCUAAUUCUACGGCGAACAAUGGCAAAAUAUCUACUGAUACCAGGAAAGUUGAAUUAUUGGGAAACAGAUGUGCGAAGUUGAAUAUGAAAAUAGGCAUUGACUCAGUUGAUGAUAAUAACUAUGAUAUGUCUCGUUUCAAACGGUCGCCCGGUGUUGUUGUCGGACCGUUUCUGUCCGACUGGACAAAGACGAGCCUCAAUAACGACGACAGUGCCGCAAAAUCGUCAUUUUCGGAAGAGGGAAAGACCCGUCCAUCCUUUCGAGUAAAGAAAUCGGGGAGUGAUGCGGCGGAUUCUAUAAUCUAUGGUGCUACAGACACUGAGACCAAACGAAAGAAAUGGAAGCCUGCAGACGUAAUGGAUGUGACGUCGUUUAAAAUGUCGCUGUUUCCCCGACCAAUUCCCAGUUAUUGCGCCAGUAACUGUAGUGAGGAUUUCGAGGAUAUGUGCCUCAUGGAAUGCGAUUCUGAGUAUCUAGAGUUCGAGACAAUGUGCAGUGCCUUCGAAAACAUUGCAGAUUUGGACAUUUGCACCAAAGAUGCUGUGACGUCACAUCGUCUGCGCAUGACGCGCAAACACAAGAAAAGAAAAGCGGCGAAUCAAGUGAAAGACAAGCAUUGUCGGAGUGUGAAAAAUAACAACAGAAAACGACUUUAUAUCAAACAUAUUGUUUACAAGAAAAUUAAUAUGGACCAACGUGGUUUUCACUUUUUGCCGAGCCCCAAGAUGCAAGCCGCAAAUGCAGAACUGCAGAGGAAACGCGCCGUUGCAUCAGCGGCACAACCGCCCAGGAAGCCAAUCGCGAAACCAAAAUUCGAAGUUGAUUCGAAAACAAUUAGUUCUGAUCUAAAACGUAAACUAGACAAUGAAACUCUGAAUAGUCUUGUGGACUUGCAGCACAGAGAUCUCACGGAUGACGAUUUAGUACUUCUGUUGUCGUUGGAGGGCGGGUUGAUGCAGGAUACGUUUGUUGAGACGAUGUCCGAAGCACGGAGACUGGAGUUGCAGGAAUUGGAGCGGGCGCUCCUUGCCCCGCCUCCACAGCCGGACGUGCCCAAUACAUCUGAAAACGCCGCAAAUCAGACUUUGAUUGACCUCAUGACAAGGGACCUCACGCCGGAAGACUAUGAACUCCUCCUCCGCUUGGAUGAAUCAGUCGCGCCGAAGACACUGGAGACGGACAUAGUCAAGUCGCUUCGGACAGUCAUUGUUAUGACUGACUCCACCGACUGGUGUCCUAUCUGCAUGGACCCAUACGAGCUUGGGACAACCAUGAAGUACUUGCCGUGUGAUCAUGCGUUCCAUGAACGCUGUGUGGACACUUGGUUGAUGGAGAGGUCAAUGAAUUGUCCUCUGGACGGAUUACCCGUCACAUGUGCCGUUGUAUAAGCGUUUAACAGGAGGGAGAUAUAUCAAGCGGAGACACGUCUCAAGUUCAGGCCAUAAUCAAUGUAUCGAGCUGUGACAUUAGGGACUCGUUCACGUAGUUGGAGUCAAUCUCAACUUCCCUAUAGCGUACGUCUACCGUUCAAAAUUAUCAGGUCCUAGUCACAGGUUAAGAUCUCUGUUCAUCAUAUGAAUUACUGGAAAUAAAUUUAACAGAAUAUA